UGUGUGAUGUGCGCGAGCUUCGUAGAACUACUGUAGACUACGAUGUUGUUGGAACUUGGAAAAACGUACAGCCCAAUUUCCCUAAAAGCACAACCGAACAGAUCUUGGUGAGCGAUCACAAAAGCAAGCAGCCAAAAGCAAUGCGGUAUCUGGUACGUCUGCACUAUCUAUCCCGAGCCAACACAAAUACAAAACCGCCAAAAAGAGGUAACAAACAGAAUCCAUAAUAUCUUUUUACAAUGAGCCAUCAUCCCGUAAAACUCGAGUGCCUGGACCCUGCUACCCUCAACAAUGAUGGUGUGGCGUGGAUGUUGAUGGGAAACAGUGAAGAGGCCAUCGUGUCGUUCAAGCACGCCCUGACAGCCAUGAAGACGUCACUAGUCCGCAUACCGCAGUCUGCCGUCUCUGAUCCCCGCUCCAGUACUCUAUACUCAUCAGUGGACAUUCCCGUGUGUGUGGACAAGUACUUUCUCUAUUCUCGGGUGUGGGUGUUCCCGUCCUACGACGGGACGAUUGCGGAGCAAGAUUAUCCCCUCUUCAGCUCCAUGAUUCUAUUCAAUAUAGCUCUGGUACACCACAUCCGAGCAUUGGAGGGUAGCAACGAGCAAGCCCUUCGUGAUGCAUUAUUCUUCUACACAGUCAGCUUGCGCAUUCAGGCAUCAGUCCAGCCGUACCUACAGAAACGUGUCAUUGCGCCAAUCAAGCUGGCAGCGCUCAACAACCUCGCCAUCAUCCACUACGAGCAAGGAGAAGCCAGGAAAGCACAUGCAAUAUUAGGAGAAGCGCGGGCGCUGUUGUCUCCCUCGGUGGUUCUGGUCGAUGGUGGCGAUGACAAGUUCAACCAAGAUGACUUUGAUGGGAUCACACUGAAUGCCGUCAUGAUGAAAUGGACCUUUGCGGCACCAUGUGCUUGAGAGUUGCUACUCACACCCACUCUCGUCUAUCCUACAUGCCCUACCCACAUACACACAUGCCUACGUGUACUGCCAAUCCAUUUCUGAUGACUUGUUUGACUGCUACGGAUCAUCUGUACUGCCUGUACUCUGCAUACACUAUCUAUCUAUUUGUACAUCUAUAAUAUACAUACGUAAAAGCAAAUCAUCUUGCUGCGCU
Messenger RNA from Seminavis robusta, 1113 nucleotides. Lineage: Eukaryota; Bacillariophyta; Bacillariophyceae; Naviculales; Naviculaceae. The record is from the annotation of a GenBank genome assembly.